GACGAUCGUCUGCUCCUGUCCCAAGCCGUGGCCGAAGUAGCCCAUCAUGCCAGGUCCCCUGCUCAUGGUCUGCCUAAUCCGCAGGAAGCGCCCGCGCUGGUUCUCCUUCAGGUCCAGAAAUAUGCCAGAAAUGGCUGUGGUAGCUGCUGGCCUGCAGGAUAAGUAUCCCCAGUGGAUGCUGACAGACAGCCAGGAGGAGGCUUCCUUGGGGCACAAAAAGAAGCCUGGUGCCCAGAGGAGUGUUCUGGAGGAUGGGCUGCCAUUCCUGGAGUUCUGUGGCUCUGUUGUUUACAGCCAUGAAGCCAAUGACUGUUCUCUUCUCUCAGAAGAUAUCAGGCAGAGUCUCUCAGAGGGGGCUGCUGUGGGCUUUGACAUCGAGUGGCCCCCCUCCUACACCAAGGGCAAGAUGGCCAGAACAGCUGUAAUCCAGAUGUGUGUGGCUGAGGACAGGUGCUACUUGUUCCACGUCUCCUCCAUGGCAGGUUUUCCCAAGGGACUCAAAAGGCUGCUGGAAGAUGAAACAAUUAAAAAGGUUGGCGUAGGAAUUGAGGGAGAUCAAUGGAAGCUGAUGAGUGACUUUGAGAUCAAACUGAAGAGCUUUGUGGAGCUGGCUGACGUUGCUAAUGAGAAACUGAAGUGUAAGGAAUCGUGGAGCCUGAAUGGCCUGGUGAAGCACCUUUUUGGCAGGCAGCUGCUGAAGGAUCAGUCCGUCCGCUGCAGCAACUGGGAGGAGUUUCCACUCAACGAGGAGCAGAAGCUCUAUGCAGCCACAGAUGCCUAUGCUGGCUACAUUGUUUAUGAAAAACUGAAAAACAUGAGUAAGAGUGACCCAAAAUUAUUUACUGUGAGCAAAGAUGCCACAUCUGAGGAUGUGAAGGUGAAGGAGCGCUUGGCUUCCCUGGCUGCAGAGAUAACAGACCUGGCUUAUCACAUCCCUGACUCUUCUGGACAACUGGAGAAUUUCCAGAGGGCUACAGAAAUACUGGCAGAGAUAUCAGGGAACAUCAGUGCCUUGAAAACCACCCUGUUGGGCUCAGGUUCCCCUUCUGGGCUGGAGAGGAGCUGUGGUGCAAACAGAACACGUUUUGAAGCCAAGUCAGCAAGUGUCAAGGCACAGAAAGCAGAAUGUGCUGAGCAACCUGAAGGUGACUUCAACAUCUGCUCUGAUGCUACGCUGGCUGUCCUCUGGGAGGAGGAAAUGAGUGGGGAGGAGGCACAGAGAGCUAACACUGCUCUGGAAAAUGGGGCUCCAGCAGCCAGGCUCCCAGACAGAGAGGACAGGGAUGACUUCAUGUCCCUGGACAUUACUGAGCAAGAGCUGCAGGUCUUGGAACAUCAGGCUGCCAAGGAAUUGAGCAGUGAAGCUGCACCCGAGGAGGCAUGUUCCACAGACAAUGAACAAAACGUGUCCUGUGUCAUUGAGAGUGAUGAAGAGCUGGAAAUGGAGAUGCUCAAAUCUCUAAAGGAUGUAGAUGAUUGUGAAGGAGUUUUACCUGAAGGAGAGUCCAGUAAAGCCAGGAAAACUCCUGAAGUGGAUGUAGCACCAGAUGGUGAUGAAGAUGAUGGCAUUGAGGAAGAGGAGGAGGAAUACUUGGAUCCACUGCUGCCAGAGCCUGCAGAAAGCCACAUCAUGUGUCUCAAGACCUAUUUUGGGCAUUCUUCUUUUAAACCGGUCCAGUGGAAAGUGAUCAAUUCUCUUUUGGGAGACAGAAGAGAUAAUCUUGUUGUCAUGGCAACUGGCUAUGGGAAGAGCUUGUGCUACCAGUUUCCUCCUGUCUACACUGGGCAAACAGGAAUUGUCAUCUGCCCUCUUAUCUCCCUGAUGGAGGACCAGGUGCUGCAGCUGACAAUGACAGGGAUUCCAGCUUGCUUCCUUGGUUCAGCUCAGUCAAAACAGGUCAAGGAUUCCAUCAGAGGGGGUCAGUACAGAGUCAUAUACAUGACUCCAGAGUUUUGCUCAGGGAACUUAGAGUUACUUCAGGACCUUGACCAAACUGUUGGUAUCACCCUCAUAGCUGUGGAUGAAGCUCACUGCAUCUCCGAGUGGGGCCACGACUUCAGGAGCUCCUUCAGAAGUUUGGGCUUGUUAAAGAAGACCCUUCCUUGGAUCCCCAUUAUUGCAUUGACUGCGACUGCGAGUCCCUCGAUCAGAGAGGACAUUGUGAAAUGCCUGGGCCUGAGGAAUCCCCAGGUCACCUGCACCAGCUUUGACAGACCUAACCUGUACCUGGAAGUUGGACACCAAAGUGGAGACAUCUGUAGGGAUUUGAAGCAGUUCCUAACUAGGAAAGGAAGCAGUUCUGUGUAUGAGUUUGAAGGCCCCACUAUCAUCUACUGCCCUACCAGAAAGGCCACUGAGCAGGUGGUGUGUGCACUGAAUAAACUCAACGUGACCUGUGGUACCUACCAUGCUGGCAUGGGGAACAAGCAGAGGAGAGACACUCACCACCAGUUCAUGAGGGAUGAAAUUCAGUGCGUUGUGGCCACGGUGGCCUUUGGGAUGGGCAUCAACAAGGCCGACAUCCGGCUGGUGAUCCACUACGGCGCCCCCAAGGAGAUGGAGUCCUACUACCAGGAGAUGGGCAGGGCUGGGCGUGACGGCCUUCCUGCUGCCUGCCACGUCCUCUGGGCUCCCACUGACCUGGCCUCCAACAGGCGCCUCCUGGGCGAGAUCCGCAACGAGGCGUUCCGGCUGUACAAGCUGAAGAUGCUGGCCAAGAUGGAGAAGUACCUGGUGUCCAAUGGCUGCAGGAGGAAAAUCAUCCUGUCUCAUUUUGAAGACAGACAACUCAGGAAGGUUUCCUCUGGCAUCAUGGGCACAGAAGAAUGCUGUGAUAAUUGCAGGUCCAGUGGCUCCUGCCUUGCAGUCCCCAGUGACUUUGAGGGUGGACUGCAGGACUUUGGGAAGCAAGCACACCAGCUGCUGUCUGCAGUGAGUGCCCUGGAUGAGAAGUUUGGGACCAAAGUGCCAAUUCUGCUUCUUCGAGGGUCUUGCUCCCAGCGCUUGCCGGAGCGGUUCCGCAGGCACCCUCUCUUUGGCUGUGGGAAAGAGUGGCCAGAGAACUGGUGGAAACAGCUCUGCCAGCAGCUGAUCAUGGAAGGGUUCCUCAAAGAGGUCUCAAGCCAGACCAACAAGUUUGCAACCAUUUGUGUGCUCACCCAGAAGGGUAGGAAUUGGCUGUCCAAAGAUGGAUCUGCCUCAAAUCCAAGUCUUAUGUUGCAGUCCAGUGAAGACCUUAAUCUGCAGAGACCUUCUGCCAGCAGCAGGCGUUCGCCUCUGCUCUCCAAGCAGCGCUCCCCAGGCACAAAAGGAGCAGCACAGUCACCAGGCAAGCAGGUAUCUCUGUAUGAGAUGUUCUCCUGUUACAGAAAAGGUCAGACUCCUCCAAGAAACACUAACAUGGUUAACAGUGUUUCAGGGCGCUCACCACUGAAAUCUCAUUUGAAGCCCCAAGAACCAAGUGCUUCAUCCCGAGAAAAAGAGCUUGAGACUGCUCUGUAUGGCAAGCUGCUGACUGCUAGACAGAAGGUAGCUAAUGAGAAGGAAGUUCCUCCAGCUGUCUUGGCAACCAAUAAGAUCCUGGUGGAGAUGGCCCGGAUAAGGCCUACGAGCAUCGAGAACCUGAAGAAAAUCGAUGGUGUGUCUGAGGCCAAGUCCACCAUGUUGGUGCCUCUCCUGGCUGAAAUUAAGGACUUUUGCCAAGCAAAUGGUUUGAAGACUGAUGCAUUCCCCACUGCUGAAUCCAAGGUUCAGAAAGAAGCAUCUCCCUGGAAGCAUGCUAGAGCCCUUUCUCCCUCAGAGGAGGUCACAUAUAUCCUGUUCCAAGAGAAAAAUUACUCCCUGAGGGCCAUAAGUGAGAGCAGGUCUCUGCCCCUGGCUGUGGUUGGCUCUCACCUGUGCCAGGCGCUGGCGGCGGGCCGUGUGGUGAGCGUGGAGCGCGCGGGUCUGACCCCCGCCGUGCAGAGCAUCAUCAGGGACGUCAUCCGCAGCCCUCCCAUCCUCUCAGACACUACCAAAAUUCAAGAAAUUAGGAAACGUACUCCUGCCAAUAUUGAGCUGUAUCUGAUCAAGAUGAUGAUUGCACUACUGGAGAAGGAGGAUAGAAAUAAAUCUCAGGAUGGCUUAAGCUUCAAAAGAAGAUUGGUUUGGCCUGAAGGGCAGCAGGGAAAAACAGGAGCAGAUCAAGCAAGAAGGGAAGGUGCCUUGUGGAAUAAAACACAGGCUGCAGGGAGCGUGGAUGCCAGCCCUGCAGGGAGCAGGGGGGCAGCAGGCCCCUCGAAGCCCACCACCUCGGCCUCCUCCCAGCAGCCUGCCCUCCGUCCCCAGCACGAGGAGCAGCCCUUGGCAGACUCUCAGCCCAAGGUGAGAAGGCAGGAGCACAGCCCAGACCUGCUGAUGGGGGUGGGCAUCUUCAACAAGCAUUCUCAGCUUCUGUCUGGCUCCCAGACUGUGUCUAAACCCUUGCCAGCUCUUUCCUCUCAUGGACACCCCUGAGGCAGUGGUGCCAUGUUGCUUUUGCUGUCCUUGCUGUGUCCAAAUAUCCCACUUGCACAGAAAUAGACUGCUGCAGGCACCUUUUCCCCAGUAUAUGUUGUCUGUUCUCUUGUGGCAGAUGUUUCUGAGAUUUUAAGAGGGCUUUUAGUUCCUUUUUUCCCUUUUUAAGUACAGGGUUCUGUGAGGCUGUGCCCAUCACGUUAAGGGUUUUUGCGCUGGUGUCUGUAGACAUACAAGCUGUAUGAGCAGACAUGAAGAGUUCUUACUUAAAGGGAGCUCAUGUCCCUGACCAGCACCACUUGUUGAACCCAUCACUUCAGUCUGAAGCUGGAUAUUGGUGUGAGUGCAAAUCUUGGUCAGCCUUGAUUCUCAGAGUUGAAUUCUCAAUCCCUUAGGUACUUGAAUAAGGUGUUGGAUUUAAGUGGGCCGUAAGCCUUCCAAGAACAAUUGGGUCAGUUUGUGGCUCCAGCUGAGCAUGAGUUUGAGCAGUGGAGCUGUGCCAGCGGGGCAGGCUGUGGCUGUGCGUGUCCUUCCACCUUUGUGCCUCUGUUUCC
Messenger RNA from Serinus canaria (Common canary), 5049 nucleotides. RefSeq names its product WRN RecQ like helicase (gene WRN). Lineage: Eukaryota; Metazoa; Chordata; Aves; Passeriformes; Fringillidae. Gene Ontology annotation, cellular component: nucleoplasm; nucleus; cytoplasm. Gene Ontology annotation, molecular function: 3'-5' exonuclease activity; 3'-5' DNA helicase activity; nucleic acid binding. The record is from RefSeq and is a predicted model, not a curated record. Gene Ontology annotation, biological process: telomere maintenance; DNA replication; double-strand break repair via homologous recombination.